CAAUCGGCCUCGGCGAACGAUCAGCAAUUUCGUUUUCGUUCUCGAAGUCAUCACGUUCUUAUCAAUUUGUUGUCGGUUAAUCGGUUGUCUUGUCUUAUCUAUAAGAAACUACGAAGAUAUUUGUAGUUUAAGUAGUUAGUUGUAUUUAACUUUUGAAGAAAGUAAAAUUUAUUCAGAAGAUCGACAAGUGUGUUUCGAAAAUGUCUUUGACAAGUAAUUUCUGUAUAUCUAUCAGUUUAGUAGUUUUUAUAAUUACGUGUAUCAUUUUAUCUGCCGACAAUUAUGUACGAGCAAAUGAGAAUGAUGCAGACGCAUCGAGUAUUUCCAAAAUUGGACAAGGGAUGGGCCAUAUUAUGAACAUUUAUUACUGCUACUCCUGUGGGUACAGAAAAGUGUUUGAGGAUUAUGCUGGCAUCAUUCAGCAAAAGUACCCAGAAAUAUCUGUUAUUGGAGCAAACUAUGAUCCACCAGGCGUCAACAUGUACUUGUCGCGGAUGAUUGGUUUCAGCAAGAUGAUUUUAAUUAUGUGCAUCCUGAGUGGGGUCAAUAUAUUUGCUUGGCUCAACAAACCACAACCAGCAUGGUGGAGCUGGUGCCUGGAGAACAAACUAUAUGCCUGCAUGAUGAUGUUCUUCAUGGCUAACAUGAUAGAAGGACAACUGGUCUCAUCUGGUGCAUUUGAGAUAUCCCUCAACAACAUUCCACUUUGGUCCAAGUUGGAAACAGGAAGAAUACCGCAACCUCCGGAGUUGUUCCAAAUAAUUGACAAUACUCUGCAGUUUUCGAAAAUUGAUAUGCCUACUAAUAAUUUUGCGCAAUAAUAAGUUAAUUUAAAAUAUAUAUUAGAAUACAUUUGAGGGACUGCGGUUUAUGGAUAACAUUGGAGUCAUUGCAUCAAUUAAUAUGCAUGACUGUGCUGAACUGUAAUUUUGUGUUGGUUUUUUAAUGUUGAUAAAGUAAUGUAGGAAUUGUUAUCCUCUUUUAAGUUAAUGACAUUAAGGCAGUACAAACACCCUAUUUGUGUUAAUAAUCAUCAUGUCACAUUAUUAUUGCAUUUACAGUACAUAUAUGUUCAGCACAUUUUUAAAACCAUUUAUAUGAUUGUUUACUCAUUGCCUACUUAUAGAAAAUUCUCUAGUCAGAUGAAUUAACUUCUGUAAUAACAUCAGACUCAAACGUUUUAAGAAACUGGUUCAAAAUUAAAGGUUUAGAUUAUAUA
Pectinophora gossypiella (pink bollworm) is the source of this 1219-nucleotide messenger RNA. RefSeq names its product thioredoxin reductase-like selenoprotein T homolog CG3887 (gene SelT). The record is from RefSeq and is a predicted model, not a curated record. NCBI's taxonomy places the organism in Eukaryota, Metazoa, Arthropoda, Insecta, Lepidoptera, Gelechiidae. Gene Ontology annotation, biological process: cell redox homeostasis. Gene Ontology annotation, cellular component: endoplasmic reticulum membrane. Gene Ontology annotation, molecular function: thioredoxin-disulfide reductase (NADPH) activity. The coding region runs from base 201 to 821 and encodes 206 amino acids. The transcript is spliced from 3 exons.